Molecule: messenger RNA, 1967 nt
Organism: Coregonus clupeaformis (lake whitefish)
Lineage: Eukaryota; Metazoa; Chordata; Actinopteri; Salmoniformes; Salmonidae
Product: complement C1q-like protein 3
Exons: 2
Coding region: 536-1333 (265 amino acids)
Molecular function (GO): protein binding
Source: RefSeq, a predicted model, not a curated record
CUCCCCGUUGAUGGAGGAGAUUACAUAAUAGAUGAAUUGGAGUACCUUUCCCUCAACAUCCAUCUGAUAUCAGAGCUAGCCUCCUCCCCUCCCCUCUCCAAACACUCACGCACAGGUAAUCGCUGUGACCAUCUCGAGGACAUCGUAGCAUGGUGCCAGGUAAACUUGUAUGUAUGCUUUAUCCCAAUUGGCGCAAAGCGUAGGCAGCAAGUGGAUGCUAAAUCUAUAAACUAUUGCGAGUGUUAUUUUAAUACAAUGUGAUGUUAUUGAGCCAUACCAGCGCGGAGAGGAGAAAAAAGAAUGGACUUUGUGGCGCGUAAAAGUUGAAUUCAUCAAUACCACUUCAAGACCAGGACACGGGACAACAUUUCAAUAGCCCGCCUUGUAUAGAUUACGCACACAAAUUUAUUCGUUGUUUUCUUAUUUUCUGAUCGUUAAAGUGCACCGGCAACAAGAAUCCCUCUCAUCCGGCAAGAUUUCGUCCAGAAGCAGACUGGAAGACCGUCCACUUCGGAGGUUGGCCGGAAGGACGCGGAUGAUCGUAACGGGUGUUUGUGGAGUAGUCAUGGUGCUAGUGUUGGUUAUCCUGAUUCCGGUGCUGGUCAACUCAGCCGGGACAUCCGCGCGCUACGAAAUGCUCGGAUCCUGUCAGAUGGUGUGUGAUCCCCACGGGACCAAGUCCACGGCCACGGACAAAGCCAAUACUAUCAGAGACAGCCGCUUGGUCCAGUCUCUACCAACCUUAAUCCAAGGUCCUAAAGGGGAGCCCGGACGCACGGGAAGAAUUGGCCCUAGGGGUCCUCUUGGAGAGCCAGGACCACCCGGACCUGUCGGCCCGCCUGGGGAGAGAGGAGAGCCUGGUCCGCCAGGACUACCCGGAACGCCCGGAGAUAACGGAGCCACAGGUGCCAUAAGCGCAGCCACAUACAACACCGUUCCAAAGAUAGCUUUCUAUGCCGGGCUGAAAAAACAGCAUGAGGGCUACGAAGUGCUGAAAUUUGACGACGUAGUCACCAACCUUGGCAACCACUACGACCCCACGACCGGGAAAUUCACCUGCUCGAUACCGGGCAUCUACUUCUUCGUUUACCAUGUGCUGAUGCGAGGCGGGGAUGGCACCAGUAUGUGGGCUGAUCUUUGUAAAAACAACCAGGUGCGCGCGAGCGCUAUCGCCCAAGACGCCGACCAGAACUACGAUUAUGCCAGCAACAGUGUUGUCCUGCAUCUCGAGCCCGGCGAUGAGAUCUACAUCAAGCUGGACGGGGGCAAGGCGCACGGGGGCAACAACAACAAGUACAGCACCUUCUCCGGCUUCAUUGUCUAUGCCGAUUAACAGAACACCAUAUAUUCUACACUAGGCUGUUCACUGCGUCUUCAUCUGCUAUUAUUCUCUCCUUUGGAUUGGUUACACCGCUGUCGUUAAGAAGUGGUUACAGAGAGACUGGGGGAUCUUGACGCAGAAGUGAACAUUAACAUGCUUAAAUAUAUAUUUCCUUUCGUGCGUAAAACCCCAAAUUAUGCAAUGUCCAAAGAUGAACUUGGAAACAUGGAAGGAGAUGAGUGAAAGUUGCAUGUGUAUAAACCCAUAUUAUGUACAACAGGUUAAACAGGAAUGGUAUUAAUGCUUCAUUGCUGUUCAUUGCUUUUGCCAUUGGGUCAAUUAAUGAAUGUUUCAAUUGGUCUUGUAAUGCAUCUCAGUUCAUGUUAGAGUCCAUGGAAUAGGAAAAAAUAGGCAACUCAUAGAGGUGAUUAAAAGUGUACUGUAGGAAGUCAUGAUUGGUGUGUUUCUGUCUGCAUCUUCUUACUUUACCGUGGGUUACUGCAGUGUUUUUCUAACCAUUACUACUGUUUUAUCAGACUACUGCAUGAGUGUAAAAGAGCUAUCAUGAUCAUAAUGUCUAUAAAUGUCUUAUAAAGCCCCGUGUAGCUCAGUUGGUAGAGCGUGGCGCUUGCAACGCCAGGGUUGU